This is a messenger RNA of Blepharisma stoltei, 204 nucleotides long. NCBI's taxonomy places the organism in Eukaryota, Ciliophora, Heterotrichea, Heterotrichida, Blepharismidae. The record is from the annotation of a GenBank genome assembly.
AUGCAUAGAAAGUGCUUGAAAUGCUCCGCUGAAUAUUUAGAUGAGCCCCCUCUUCAGUUUUAUAAAGGAAAGCAGAAGAAAUUACAAUAUAAUUAUUCAAAUGGAAGAAGAAAGAUUAAACCUAAAGAUACUUGUAGAAGAUUCCAAUCGAAGAAAAAGUCAAGAAAAAUACCUCGAGUAAAACGAAUAUCUUGAAGAACUUAG